AUGAAAAGAGCGUGGAUUUCCGAUGAAAAGGAGAAAAGAGAGCAUGCUACAUAUUUAAGAAAACCAACUACAGAAGACAUCCAAAGGUUACUUCAUAUAGGUGAAGCGCGUGGAUUUCCAGGCAUGUUGGGUAGUGUAGAUUGCAUGCAUUGGCAAUGGAGGAACUGUCCGGUGGCAUGGAAGGGACAAUAUACUCGUGGAGAUCAAUGUGGACCAACUGUCAUGUUAGAAGCAGUUGCCUCACAUGACCUGUGGAUAUGGCAUGCAUUUUUUGGGGUUGCUGGGUCAAACAAUGAUAUCAAUGUCCUUAAUCGAUCACCUUUGUUCACUGAUGUAGUACAAGGAAGAGCUCCAGAGGUUCAUUUCACAGUCAAUGGCAACGAGUACAACAUGGGAUACUACCUAGCAGAUGGUAUUUAUCCAGAGUGGGCAACAUUUGUGAAAACAAUUCAUUUGCCUCAGUGUGGAAAAGACAAAUUAUUUGCAGAACACCAAGAGGGAGCAAGAAAAGAUGUGGAACGUGCUUUUGGUGUUUUGCAAGCUCGAUUUGCCAUUCAACGAAGCCCAGCACGUAUGUGGCAAGUGCGAUCACUCGCUGAAAUUAUUUAUGCAUGUAUUAUAUUGCAUAACAUGAUUGUGGAGGAUGAAAGGGAUUCUUUUAGAGUUCGAUAUGAUGACAACUACGAGCAUGAGUACCACGAGAGUAGCUCAUCUGCACCAUUGUUAUAUGGACAUGGGCCCAUUCAUGGAUUUGCUAGGGCUCUAGAGAUACAAGAAGGCAUACGUGAUCGAGAUAUGCAUCGUCGUCUAAAGGCGGACUUGAUUGAGCAUAUAUUUCAGCGCUUUGGAGGCGCCCAAGCUUAG
Sorghum bicolor (sorghum) is the source of this 864-nucleotide messenger RNA. RefSeq lists its product as uncharacterized. The transcript has a single exon. The coding region runs from base 1 to 864 and encodes 287 amino acids. The record is from RefSeq and is a predicted model, not a curated record. NCBI's taxonomy places the organism in Eukaryota, Viridiplantae, Streptophyta, Magnoliopsida, Poales, Poaceae.